This is a messenger RNA of Leptonychotes weddellii (Weddell seal), 1066 nucleotides long. Lineage: Eukaryota; Metazoa; Chordata; Mammalia; Carnivora; Phocidae. The record is from RefSeq and is a predicted model, not a curated record.
GACGCGGGCGGGAGGCGGGUGCGAGGCGGCUCCUCCUCGUCGCGAACUCUCGGUGACCUUGGCCAAGUCGCUUCAUCUUCCCUCGAGCCGGCGCCUCCGUCUAUACAGUGACUAGCAUGCAGAUACCCAUUCUCUGACUUGCUGGCCCUCUACUGACAUGGCCCACCGGGGUGGGGAGAGGGACUUCCAGACUUCAGCGCGGCGUAUGGGCACCUCGCUGCUCUUUCAGCUUUCAGUGCACGAGCGGGAGCUGGACCUGGUUUUUCUGGAUCAUAGCUAUGCCAAGCCAUGGAGUGCCCACCCCGAUGCCAGUAGUGCUCGCCCCACGCGCAUGCUCUUUGUUACUCCCCGGAGGCAGCAUGAAAGUACCAUUGAAUCAGACGUCCCAAUAGAUGUGGAGACAGUCACAUCAACUCCUGUGCCGCUCUAUGACAAUCAGAAGGCACGCAGCGUGAUGAAUGAGUGUGAACGGCAUGUCAUCUUCGCUAGGACCGAUGCAGAUGCCCCUCCUCCACCAGAGGACUGGGAGGAGCAUGUCAACAGGACUGGCUGGACAAUGGCCCAGAACAAGCUAUUUAACAAGAUCCUCAAAGCCCUGCAGUCUGACCGGCUUGCCCGCUUGGCCAAUGAAGGGGCUUGCAAUGAGCCAGUGCUGCGCCGUGUUGCUGUGGACAAGUGUGCGAGGAGAGUGCGGCAGGCUCUGGCAAGUGUGAGCUGGGACACCAAGCUGAUCCAGUGGCUGCACACCACCCUGGUGGAGACCUUGAGUCUGCCCAUGCUGGCCGCCUACCUGGAUGCUUUGCAGACACUGAAAGGGAAGGUAAGGCUAUGACUGGUGUCUGCCCUGUCCUGGGUUGGCCAGCCUCUGCUGUGGGUUCAGGAAGUGGGGUUGGGCAAGGUCACUGCCUGGUCAGCCUGGAGGACAUGACUGAAGCGAGCAGGUUUGCUAUUAAAAAUAGGAGACAUGGUAUCAUUUCACGUUUUGUCUGGUAUAAACGUCUUUAGCCCUACUGUCUCCAGAUGAAGUGUGAGGCCUGAAAACCAUUUAGCCUAUCCAGCCCUGCAG